Echinococcus granulosus is the source of this 1467-nucleotide messenger RNA. Its product is annotated as Casein kinase II subunit alpha. Gene Ontology annotation, biological process: protein phosphorylation. The record is from RefSeq and is a predicted model, not a curated record. Gene Ontology annotation, molecular function: ATP binding; protein serine/threonine kinase activity. The coding region runs from base 1 to 1467 and encodes 488 amino acids. Gene Ontology annotation, cellular component: cytosol; protein kinase CK2 complex; nucleus. Lineage: Eukaryota; Metazoa; Platyhelminthes; Cestoda; Cyclophyllidea; Taeniidae. The transcript has 5 exons.
AUGCAAUUACAAAGCAAAGCCCGUAUUUAUGCAGAUGUAAAUCUCAACAAACCUCGUGAGUAUUGGGACUAUGAAAAUUACACUAUUAAUUGGGGAGACCAGGAUGAUUAUCAAAUUGUACGGAAGCUUGGCCGUGGGAAAUAUAGCGAAGUUUUCCAGGGCAUAAAUGUCACCAACAAUACCAAUUGUGUCAUCAAGGUACUUAAGCCGGUGAAGAAGAAGAAAAUUCGUCGCGAAAUCAAAAUCUUGGAGAAUCUCAGGGGCGCCGAAAAUAUCAUUUCUCUUUUGGCUGCAGUUAAAGACCCUGUGUCUAGGACUCCAGCUCUUAUUUUUGAAUAUGUUGACAACAAAGACUUCAAGGACUUGUACCAAAAUUUGACGGACUACGACAUUCGGUUCUACAUGUUUGAAUUGCUUCGUGCUCUCGAUGCAUGUCACAGCAUGGGAAUAAUGCACCGUGAUGUCAAACCUCACAACGUUAUGAUUGAUCAUCCAAUGAGAAAGCUCCGCCUCAUUGAUUGGGGUCUCGCCGAAUUUUAUCAUCCUGGUCAGGAGUAUAAUGUUCGUGUUGCAUCUAGGUAUUUCAAAGGUCCAGAGUUGCUUCUGGAUUAUCAGACGUACGACUACUCUCUUGAUCUGUGGUCUCUGGGUUGCAUGUUGGCAAGUAUGAUAUUUAAGAAGGAGCCAUUCUUCCACGGACACGAUAAUUAUGACCAAUUGGUACGGAUUGCAAAGGUGUUGGGCACGGUCGAGUUGUUCGAUUACAUUCGUAAGUAUAAUAUUGAGAUGGAUCCUCGUUUUAAUGACAUUUUGGGAAGACAUGGUCGAAAACGCUGGGAUCGUUUCAUUACGGCUGACUGCGAGCAUUUAGCAACACCGGACGCGAUCGAUUUGCUUGACAAGUUGCUGAGAUAUGAUCACCAUGAGCGUCUUACGGCGAAGGAAGCAAUGGAGCACGAAUACUUUGCCAAUAUUCGAAAAGCUCGUUCCGAGGGUACUGCUGCUGCGGCCAUUGCUGCGAAUAACGGAAGCAAGGAAGGAUGUAAUAAUGUUGGCGAUGUGAACUCAAAAGACGACGCAAACGAUUUGGUGCUAGUAUGCGCCACGGUGGCUCCAUGGCCGUGUCUGGUGCGCGGGUGUGGCGUCUCACGUGGUUGGGAACUGACGUUGAACCGUGUUUUGGAUAUCUGGUCUGAUGAGUCGUUGCGUACUAUCCUGACGACUCCUGUUCUGCUGGGGGAGGCCUCGAGCCUGUCCACAUCCGCUCGGCGGCAGUUGGUGCUCAGGGUUGGUCAGUGUCUCGAAUGUCUGGGGUUGGAUUCGCGGCGGAGAACGUUUGGCCUUUUCAUUGUAACAAAAGGUGCGAUAGAUUUGCGAGAUCACUUGUUCCAAUAUGAUCUUCCUACGGCGCAGGAAGCCGUGGAGCGUGUAUGCUUUGCCAGUGGCGGUCAAAAGUCGGACAAUUAG